Messenger RNA from Diaporthe citri, 783 nucleotides. RefSeq lists its product as uncharacterized. NCBI's taxonomy places the organism in Eukaryota, Fungi, Ascomycota, Sordariomycetes, Diaporthales, Diaporthaceae. The transcript has 3 exons. The coding region runs from base 1 to 783 and encodes 260 amino acids. The record is from RefSeq and is a predicted model, not a curated record.
AUGUCGCACAACGAGGCGAUUCUGAUCACCGGCGCAGCUGGCUUCAUCGGACAGGUCCUCGCAGCAGCGCUGCUCGAAUCAUCACCAGACAUCACCUUGACCUUGACCGAUAUUACAAAACCACCGGUACCCGCGUCAGUCUCGCAGCAUGCAAAUCGCGUGACAUCCACCAGCAGCGACUUGAGUCAUCUUCCUGCUGUCGAGUCCCUCCUCUCGACUCCUUUCAAGGCGGCUUAUCUCCUCCAUGGCCUGAUGUCCGGCGGCGCAGAAGCCAACCUCGAGCUGGGCUGGCGUGUUAACUGGGAUAGCCACCGAGCCGUCUUGGACCGAUUAAGGGUGCAUCACCCGGGCACUGUGGUGAUCUUUCCGAGCUCGCUGGCCGUAUACGGCCCUACUGGUCCUGGGCAGGUCACAAGCGAAUCCACAAACCCACUGCCCCAGUCUUCGUACGGCGCGCAGAAGCUUAUGGUGGAGACAUAUCUGAACGACUUUUCGAGGCGUGGUCUCCUCGAUGGACGUAUUGUUCGACUCCCGACCGUUGUCGUGCGGCCGGGAGCGCCAUCCGCAGCAGCUAGCUCUUUCGCCAGUGGCAUUAUUCGCGAGCCAUUAAAGGGGGAAAAGAGCAUCCUCCCAGUCUCGCGGGAUCUGGAGAUGUGGAUCUCCAGCCCCAAGACCGUCGUCGCGAAUUUGAUACGGAUCAAAGAUGUGCCCAAGGAGAAGUUUGGCUUGAGCAGGGUCCUCAACCUUCCCGGAAUAACUGUGACAUUUGAUCGAGGAGGCUAG